CAAGUGAGAAAGCUGCGCUCAACAGCACGCCAUAUUCAUCCUCACUCUCGCGUUCGGUCUGCAACUGGCUGCGUAUGUGACAGUCAGCAUCACGUGCAGCUCCAACUCGAUCAGCUCGACGAUUGUGUCAUCGGGUUGGUUAACAACCAGCUCGGACCAACCAGCUUCCAAAAUUGCCGUCACACCACCAAACCACCCAUCUGAACAUCUCCAUACUCCCCAAUUCACGCCAAAAUCACAUAUCAAAAUGCUUCGCACAUCCAUCAUCAAGAGCGCGCGCGCCGUCGCUGCUCCCCGCUACUUCUCCGCGUCUGCUCUCCGCAUGGCUGAGGGAGCUACCGGCUCUGGUGCCUCGAGGGCCACAGGUCGCGCUGGAGGUGAUGCAUUCACCAAGCGCGAGGCCGCCGCCGAGGAGCUCUACAUUCGCCAGGAGGAGAAGGCCAAGCUCCUCGCUAUCAAGGAGAAGCUCAAGCUGCAGAGACAGCACAUCGAGGACCUUGACAAGCACAUUGACGAUGUCAUCAAGGAGGGCUCGGCUUCCGGCCAGGGCGAGCAGAAGUAAGUUGAAUGAACACCAUCGACCCAGACACCCACCCGUCCUGCGGCCACUUCACUGUCGUGGCAAGCUACAUCGCCGUGACACCGACUCGCACAAAUCGAUGCCAGUGAACUUGAGACUCGCGUUGCUCCCUUUGCAUGUAGGAAGGCUCAUGUACCGCUCACUCCAGGUCGUUAUUUUCUGAUUGAUCUCCUGGCUUUUCUACGCUCAUUCAGUCUUGUAUCUGGCAUAAACAGCUCUACCGCCCAACUGCCAUCAUCCUGGCAAUCAGGUAUUCAAACUUACGGCAAGAAAAGGUCAAUUUGUAGCAAUGAGGUUCGUUCGUAUAUUCCAAAAUAUUUUCGCCCCAAUACUGAGUAUUCUCGCAUUGCCACACAGCUAGUUGCAACAUAUAGAGCUUCCCGU
Molecule: messenger RNA, 964 nt
Organism: Didymella exigua CBS 183.55
Lineage: Eukaryota; Fungi; Ascomycota; Dothideomycetes; Pleosporales; Didymellaceae
Exons: 5
Coding region: 248-562 (104 amino acids)
Biological process (GO): negative regulation of ATP-dependent activity
Cellular component (GO): mitochondrion
Molecular function (GO): ATPase inhibitor activity
Source: RefSeq, a predicted model, not a curated record